Messenger RNA from Orcinus orca (killer whale), 1406 nucleotides. It is a transcript of the gene GAPDH, whose product is annotated as glyceraldehyde-3-phosphate dehydrogenase. The transcript is spliced from 12 exons. Gene Ontology annotation, molecular function: oxidoreductase activity, acting on the aldehyde or oxo group of donors, NAD or NADP as acceptor; NADP binding; NAD binding. The record is from RefSeq and is a predicted model, not a curated record. The coding region runs from base 16 to 1191 and encodes 391 amino acids. Lineage: Eukaryota; Metazoa; Chordata; Mammalia; Artiodactyla; Delphinidae. Gene Ontology annotation, biological process: glucose metabolic process.
GGGCGCACGUAGCUCAUGCCUCCGCACCCGGGGGCUGGGACUGGGCUAGGCGGGCCUGCGUCACCACGCCCCCGCCCCUCCCCCUGCCCUAUAAAUUCCGGCUGCAGCCUUCCCCUGCGCUCUCUGCUCCUACUCGUUCGACAGGCAGCCGUGUGUUGUGUGCAGUGCCAGCUGCGUCCCGGAGACAAGAUGGUGAAGGUCGGAGUGAACGGAUUUGGCCGUAUUGGGCGCCUGGUCACCAGGGCUGCUUUUAACUCUGGCAAAGUGGACAUUGUCGCCAUCAAUGACCCCUUCAUUGACCUUCACUACAUGGUCUACAUGUUCCAGUAUGAUUCCACCCACGGCAAGUUCCAUGGCACAGUCAAGGCUGAGAACGGGAAGCUUGUCGUCAAUGGAAAGGCCAUCACCAUCUUCCAGGAGCGAGAUCCCGCCAACAUCAAAUGGGGUGAUGCUGGCGCUGAGUACGUGGUGGAGUCCACCGGCGUCUUCACCACCAUGGAGAAGGCCGGGGCUCACUUGAAGGGUGGAGCCAAGAGGGUCAUCAUCUCUGCCCCUUCUGCCGAUGCCCCCAUGUUCGUCAUGGGCGUGAACCAUGAGAAGUAUGACAACCACCUCAAGAUCGUCAGCAAUGCCUCCUGCACCACCAACUGCUUGGCCCCCCUGGCCAAGGUCAUCCAUGACCACUUCGGCAUCGUGGAGGGACUCAUGACGACGGUCCAUGCCAUCACUGCCACCCAGAAGACCGUGGAUGGCCCCUCUGGGAAGCUGUGGCGUGAUGGCCGAGGCGCUGCCCAGAACAUCAUCCCUGCUUCCACUGGUGCUGCCAAGGCUGUGGGCAAGGUCAUCCCUGAGCUGAACGGGAAGCUCACUGGCAUGGCUUUCCGCGUCCCCACCCCCAACGUGUCCGUCGUGGAUCUGACCUGCCGCCUGGAGAAACCUGCCAAAUAUGAGGACAUCAAGAAGGUGGUGAAGCAAGCGUCCGAAGGGCCCCUCAAGGGCAUCCUGGGCUACACUGAGGACCAGGUUGUCUCCUGUGACUUCAACAGUGACACCCACUCUUCUACCUUCGAUGCUGGGGCUGGCAUCGCCCUCAACGACCACUUUGUCAAGCUCAUUUCCUGGUACGACAAUGAAUUUGGCUACAGCAACAGGGUGGUGGACCUCAUGGUCCACAUGGCCUCCAAGGAGUAAGAGUCCCUGGACCACCAGCCCCAGCAUGAACACAAGAGGAAGAGAGAGGUCCUCCACUGCUGGGGAGUCCUUGCCCCAACUCCGUCCUCCAACACACUUGAGAAUCUCCCGACCUCCAUGCGGUUUCCAUCCCAGACCCCCUGAGGAAGGGGAGGAGGAGGGGCUUAGGGAGCCCUACCUUGUCAUGUACCAUCAAUAAAGUACACUGCACCCAG